This is a messenger RNA of Sceloporus undulatus (fence lizard), 1977 nucleotides long. RefSeq names its product SPT20 homolog, SAGA complex component (gene SUPT20H). The record is from RefSeq and is a predicted model, not a curated record. The transcript is spliced from 16 exons. Gene Ontology annotation, molecular function: transcription coregulator activity. Lineage: Eukaryota; Metazoa; Chordata; Lepidosauria; Squamata; Phrynosomatidae. Gene Ontology annotation, biological process: regulation of transcription by RNA polymerase II. The annotation marks the transcript as partial. Gene Ontology annotation, cellular component: SAGA complex.
UUUUUCCAGACUUUGGUUUGUGAUGUUCAUUCCAUUACAAGUGACAACCACAAAUGGACACAGGAAGACAAACUCCUACUAGAAAGCCAGCUCAUACUUGCUACAGCUGAACCCCUGUGUCUAGAUCCCUCAAUUGCUGUAACCUGUACAACAAACAGACUUCUCUAUAACAAGCAGAAAAUGAAUACUCACCCAAUGAAACGAUGCUUCAAGAGAUACUCCCGGUCAUCUUUGAAUCGACAGCAGGAAGUGACUCACUGCACAACACCACCACAGCUUAAAUUGUUGGAUUAUGUGCAAAAAAGAAAAGAGAGAAAAGCAGCACCGCAACAUGACCUCAAAAUUUCCAAAGCUGGAAAUUGCGUAGAUAUGUGGAAACAGACCCCUUGCUAUUUGACUGCACCGUCUGAAGUGGAUGUGGAAAAAUAUGCUAAAGUAGAAAAAUCUAUCAAGACGGAUGACUCACAGCCAAGUGUCUGGCCAGCUCAUGAAGUAAAAGAUGAUUAUGUCUUUGAAUGUGAAGUUGGAAGUCAACUUCAGAAAACAAAACUGACAAUUUUCCAGUCAUUGGGAAAUCCAUUAUACUAUGGCAAAAUACAGAUGAUUAAGAGUGAAGAAGAUAAUGAGAGCCCAGCUAUUCCGUCACAUUUUCUUAUCGGCUCAAAAUCAGAAGCUGAAAGAGUGGUCAACCAGUACCAGGAACUAGUUCAAAAUGAAGCUAAAUGCACAGUGAAGAUGUUUCAUAACUCAAACGGCGGAGUUUGUCUAAGUGAACUUUCUCCUGAGAAGGAAAUGGAACAGGCUGAGAGUGUAUCCGGGUAUGUUCAGUCAUCAUUACUGGGAAAAGGUGUGAAACACCGGCCACCUCCCAUCAAACUACCUUCAAGUUCAGGAGGCAGCUCUACAGGUAAUCUCUUUAGUCCACAGCAGUCAAGCGGCCACCUAAAAUCCCCCACUCCUCCUCCUCCCAAGCCUCCCGCAGUGUCUCGGAAGCAAUCUCUGGAUCUGAAUCAGCUGAGCAUGCUUUCUCCAACAACCAUGUCUCCAGCAAGCUCUUCACAAAGGUCUGGAACUCCUAAACCAUCUACUCCUACUCCAGCCAACCCACACCCUCCUGAUGCUCAGAGCUCCACUCUGACUACCCAUUCUGCCACCCUUACUCCCCAAGAUUCAGGCUUCACCCCUCAGCCCACUUUGCUAACCCCGUUUGCUCAGCAGCCAAUGUCUCUGAGCCAGGCACUGCCUGUAAUGACCAUUCCUCUUUCCACCAUGGUAACAUCCACUACUACAGGAACCUCCUCCAACCAGGUCAUGCCAAACACUGCAGGACUUAACUUCAUCAAUGUAGUGGGCUCUGUAUGCGGAGCGCAGACAUUGAUGAGUGGCUCAAACUCCAUGUUGGGGUGUAGUACUAGUGCAGUAACCCCUGCAGGCAUAAACUUGAGCAGCAUUUUACCACCAGGAGGUCUGGUGCCAAGUGCGCUGCCCGCUGCAGUGCAGCCCUCAACCUCUCAGCCAGCAGGUGGUCCUUUGGGUUUAAACAGUGCUCCAGGCCUUCAUUCUCUGAAUCUGCUGCAGCUUCCAGAUGGCUCACUGAUUUUCAACCCUUUGCAGCAGCAACAGCAACAACUCUCCCAGUUCUCAUCCCAACCUCCUACAGCUUCAAGUACUCAGCAACAGGGAGAUCAAGAUUCUGAACAAGUUUCCACAAAUCAAGACCAGGCCUUGUCUGCUCAGCAAACUGCUGUUCUUAACCUGACUGGAGUAGGGAAUUUUAUGCAGCCUCAGGGAGCAGCUCUUCCACUAUCAAACGGUUAUGACAGCAGAGGUGGCAGCAGUGCAAGCAGCUCAGCUACAACAUUCAGGCAUCCAGUCAAAAAAUAAACAGAAGCAGUUCACUGUUCCUAAAUUCUUAAAAUCCUUGUUUGAUAUGUAUGUAUAUUUAUAGUUUUUUUAAAUAAAAUUGAAUGAAAUCUU